Messenger RNA from Cajanus cajan (pigeon pea), 1618 nucleotides. The record is from RefSeq and is a predicted model, not a curated record. NCBI's taxonomy places the organism in Eukaryota, Viridiplantae, Streptophyta, Magnoliopsida, Fabales, Fabaceae.
UGGCACAGCUAGCGCCGCGACUUUGAUUUGAAAUUCCUUGUUGUUCAUUUGUCUGAUUCCACCCUCGGCCUAAGGCCUCGGUCCACACGUCUUUCUCUCUCAUCUUCAUAUAAAUACAUAGGCUUGUAUCUUCCAUUCUCAAUCCACUCCAAUUCACAAUAUCCAUCACUUUCCAAAGUCCAAACAUGGUUGAUCUAGAUUGGCAAACAAAGAUGGUUCGCUCCAACAUACCUCCCAAGUCCCCAAAGCUCUCUCUCCCAGAUAACAACAUCCCAAUCCCCGCUUUGCAAUUCCCCCUUCCCCUUCGCCAAAACGACAUCACUGCAGCAUCCCCCCCGCUCUGCACCGCAUACGACAACUACCUCCGCCUCCCUCACCUCAAAGCCCUCUGGGCCUCCAAUCACUUCCCCAAUUGGUCCAACGAGCCCAUCUUAAAGCCCACCCUACACGCCCUCGAAAUCACCUUCGGCUUCCUGGCAACCGUUUUAUCAGACCCCAGACCCUACGUCAACAAGCGCGAGUGGACCCGUCGCCUCGAGUCCCUCGCCACGGCCCAAAUCCAAAUCAUAUCAUUCCUAUGCGAAGACGAGGAGCAAAACCCCCAGACACGUGGCAAGGCGCCGGUGAGCGACAUUAACUCCAUAGCCAUAACCACGGGGACGCACAACAGAUGCUACAGCGAGGAAAGCAUGCUCCCUCGCCUCGCCACGUGGCAAAAAUCCAAGGACGUAGCCAAGAGGAUUCUCGCCACCGUGGACUGCCAGAUGACGCGCUGCACCUACACGCUGGGCUUGGGAGAGCCCAAUCUCGCCGCCAAACCGAUUCUCCGUUACGACGCCGUUUGCACGCCCAGGGAGAUUCAUCUGCUCCAAGCCAUGGACGACGGCGUCGCCAACUACGAGAACAAGACGGUGCGCGCCACGCACCAGAUCGCCGAGUGCUGGACGCGCGCCGCCGGGAAGCUUCUGGAGAGGGUGGCGGAGUCGGUGGAGAGGAAAACGCUGGAAAAAGCGGCGUGUGAGUGCGAGGCGGUGGAGCGGAUCUGGAAGUUGUUAACGGAGGUGGAGGAUUUGCACGUGAUGAUGGAUCCGGAGGAUUUUCUGAGGCUGAAGAAGCAGCUAGGGGUGAGGAGCUGGGGCGAAACAGCGGCGUUUUGCUUCCGGUCGAGGGAGCUUGUGGAGGUGGCGAAGGCGUGUAGGGAUCUGAGGCAGAAGGUGCCGGAGAUUCUGGAGGUGGAGGUGGACCCCAAGGGUGGGCCCGGGAUGAUGGAGGCUGCGAUGAAGGCUUACGCGGACAAGUUGGAGAAAGUUCAGGUGUUGCAGGCCAUGCAAUCCAUUGAGGUGGCGAUGAAGAGAUUCUUCUACGCCUAUAAGCAUGUUGUGUCGGUUGUGAUGGGGAGUUCCAGUUCCGAUGCCGAUGGCUUAACUCACAUCUUUCUUCAUCCCUCUUAUUACCCUAGCUUGGAUGCUGCUAAGACCUUUCUUGCCUACUAUUGCCAAAAUAACCAUUGUUAAUUCAUUCAUUCAUUCAUCACUACUACUACUUACUACUUACUCACACAAACAAACCUUUUGUAUUACCAAUAUCUUCAAUUUAUUUCACUAUUUUUUGGAUCAUA